AUGACUAUUCCUGAAGGUGGCGUCUUUUACGUCCCCAUGGGGCUCCUUCACUAUCAGAGAAAUGCUUUGAACGAUGGUAAUACGGUUGCGUUCAGCGUCUUCAACCGACAGAGCCCAGGGCUCAACUCAUUUGCGCACGCCGCUUUGAAGUCGAGCCCUCUCAUUCAAAGUGGUUAUCUUGCCAGUGCCUUACAGUUGGACGAGAAGACCAUCCAUAUGCUCCAGGGGAAGAACUGGAGGUUCCGCUGCUGCUUGUCGGGGCCCUCGAUAAAGGGAAAGUUGUCAUUGCUCGAUGAUGGCUUCGAACGUCUGUUGCUCGUUGCAACUCGAACGGGCCGACAAGGCCGCCGCUUCUCUUCUCGCACAAGGCUGUGUUCGGACUGA
Messenger RNA from Striga hermonthica, 384 nucleotides. The record is from the annotation of a GenBank genome assembly. Lineage: Eukaryota; Viridiplantae; Streptophyta; Magnoliopsida; Lamiales; Orobanchaceae.